Scylla paramamosain (green mud crab) is the source of this 1351-nucleotide messenger RNA. RefSeq names its product chorion peroxidase-like. Gene Ontology annotation, biological process: response to oxidative stress. Gene Ontology annotation, molecular function: peroxidase activity; heme binding. The transcript has 6 exons. NCBI's taxonomy places the organism in Eukaryota, Metazoa, Arthropoda, Malacostraca, Decapoda, Portunidae. Bases 52 to 1233 code for a protein of 393 amino acids. The record is from RefSeq and is a predicted model, not a curated record.
UUCCCUUUGUGUCAUUGUAUUAUCUCGCUCCAUUUCUUCUCCAGAGUGUGUAUGACAGCCUGUGUGGUGACAUGGUGGUGUCUGUGGCUGACUGUGGCAGGCAUGGAGGUCUGGGGAGGAGGAAAGGAUGGGGAAAGAGGAGGAAGAGAGGAGAGGUCCCUUCAGCAAAUCCCCUUAGGAACCUCAGGAUUUCCCUUACCUGUGGAUAUUGACCCCAUUCCUUCAGGUCCUCAUGUCACCAUGCCCCACAUCAGCUUCCGAGACAUGGGUAACCUAGUCCAACAAGCUGCUGUGGCCGUGAACGAGAGAUUUGAUACUGUUGAACCUGCCAUAUACCAGAGCGGGGCGCGGCAGGUCCCCGGCACGCCCGCCUGGUUCAUGGCCGCAUCACACAAGACCAAGGUUGUAGCCAAGAACAUCUCCAGAAUUGCUCUCAUCUCAGAGGAGGCCACCAAAUACACUGCACAACAAUUCUGGCUGGAGAGAGACCAGGUGAGCUAUGGGCUGCCUACAGCUGAUGUGCGGGGGACGGUGCUGGGCGACCAGUGCCCUGUGGAGGUGGACUUUCCCUGCCAGCCACGCAAAUACCGAGCCUUCAACGGUUACUGUAACAACGUGCAGAAUCCGAGAUGGGGCAAUACCAACACUCGCUACCUCCGUUUCCUAACGGCGGAUUAUGGCGAUGGAGUUGCUGUUCCUCGCCAAGCUGUUUCUGGUGACUUCCUGCCAUCAGCGCGAGCCAUCAGCCUGGCUCUGCACCGCGACCAUGACACACCCCACAAGUUUAUGACAUCUGUGGCUGCUGUGUUUGGCCAGUUCAUCUCCCACGACUUGGCACACACGUCCCAGAUGGUAGGCUACAUUGGUCAACGUCUGCGCUGCUGUGGCGUCAACUUCCGAGACUUUCACCCAGAGUGUUACCCAAUCCGGCUGCCAGACAACGACCCGGUCUACUCCCCACUCAAGCAAAAGUGCCAAGAAUACAUACGGUCUGGCACUGCCCCCCGAACCGGAUGCACAUUGGGCCCCAGAGAACAGAUCAACCAAGUGACAUCCUUCAUUGAUGGGUCGGUAAUCUACGGGUCCAGCAAGGAGGAGAGUGACGAGCUGCGUGCCUUCUCUGGCGGCCUCCUCAAGGUGCAGCGCGGCCCGGCAAACACCCAGAUCCUCAUGGCUGACACCAACCAGAUUGACUGCAAGACCUCAGGAAGAUUCAAGUAUGUGUUUGUGUGAUAGAUGAGUGCAUUAGUUAGUGAAAGGGUUAUUCAGAGCCUUAGACUGAUGUAUUUGAGGUGAACAUGACAACCAGAUUGACUGCAAGACCUCAGGAAGAUUCAAGUAUGUGUUUGUG